GAAACAGUCUAAUGGAACCGAGCUUAGUAACAGGAAUAUAAAAACUUAAUUAAAAAAAUCAUGAUGCUUUUUUUAUACUUUGUGCUUCUGUCGAGUGUCUCCGGUUCUAUGCUUCCUCAUCUGGAGGAUAAAUGUGAAGGAUCGUAUUGCCGUAUCUUUGGAAGGAAGUAUACAUUUUCCGAUAGGAAAGCUCCAAAGCUUUUGGAAUUCCAUAUUGAUACUUGCUUUGACCUGGAAGUAUUAGAACUCAUGCCCAAUCUUCACACCCUGGAAUUGGAAUUCUGCACGAACGAGCUUAUCAGGAGUAUUAAUCCAAGGUCAAUUCCGAAUCUAAGUACCCUUCAGUUGCGUCGCGGAAAUCUGUGGGAGCUUAACGAUGAACACUUUGCCAAGUGGCCCAGAAUUAAGGUUCUUGAUCUAGGAGGGAACUCCAUUGCUACAGUAUCCAAUGGAACCUUCAACGGUGUACCUCAUCUCUGGUUGCUGGCAUUGCCGGGCAAUGAUAUUCAAAUUUUACCCCAGGGUAUAUUCGAAACCCUACCGGAACUUAUGCAUCUUGACCUAAGUGGGAAUAGGAUCAGUAAUCUUGAAGGAAGCAUCUUCGCUGGAAAUCCGAAGCUGGAGAUGCUGCUACUCAAUAGGAAUCCCUUGAUCUCGAUAUCGCCCACGGCGCUAAUAUCCCUUACAAAUCUACGCCUUUUAGAUCUGAGCAAUUGUGGCCCUCUGCCUGCCCUUACACUGCCCGGUGCUCAUUCCAUAAUCCUGGACAACAGCGGACUCAAGUCUUUAGAAAUCAAUGGCAGUGUUUUUAAGCUGAGUGCGAAGAAAAACCAGAUUACCAACAUCCGACUGCACUACAAAAGCUCUCUCACGGAGUUAGAUCUACAAAACAAUUCACUGUCUACUGACGAUAUCCCCCAACUUCUAAUGGGAAUGUGGAGACUUCAGCACCUGGAUCUUUCCAAUAACCUCAUCCAUGAUUUUCCAGCGGCAGGAAGCGACAACAUAAGCGAACUCUUUCUGCUACCCAAUCUCAAGUUCCUAAACCUGUCAGGGAAUCUUCUCAAGCGCCUGCACUACGAUUCUCCGAUACCAUGGGCAAGGCUUACCCAUUUGGACUUGUCGUUCAGUGAACUAUUUUUACUACCGCAAGCAGCCAUUGAAAGUGCUUUUAAUCUUGAGGCCUUGUAUAUACAGGGAAAUAAACUUAGAUUUUUCGAAUUGGGAAUUCUAAUUAGUUUUGCGCGCCAAUAUACUUCAGUCCGAACAAAAGGUGAAUGAUUCAGAACUGAUUUAUACAGCUGAUUAGUCUUAGCUGUAUUUAUUUGGCUACCUUUUCCCGUGCAAAUUUCAACCGGAUUAUAGGCAUGAUCGGAUGUCAGCUAAAGCCUUUCUCGAAAAAUAUAUAAAAACAUUCUUAAAAUAAGCUCACUGCUGCCCUUCAAAAAAUCGUAAUAUUUUAAAAAUAGAAUAUGUUUAUUCAUUAUCUCGUGCUCGUGUCGGCUAUUGUUGUUUUGGGAAACAAAAAUGUGUUCUCCAGGGAAUUUAAGAUUUCGGCUUCGGACUCUCAGUUACUCAAAUUGGAAUUUAAACAGAAUUUUUUAAUGAAAAAUAUUCAAAACUCUACAGAAAAAAGCUACCAAGAUAUACAUAUGCCCGAAACUAAAACCAAAUUCGUAAGAAAACGCGAACUUCCGGAGCCCGAAAUCAAAACCGAACUCAUCCCAAAACUUACUACUGAUCCUCCAGAAGAUACAGAUGACACUUCUCUAUCGGAAUCCAAGACCAAGUCCAAACUGCACAAGUGGUCGGUGUAUGAUAUUCUAAUAGUAAUCUUCCUUCUAUUAGUGAUACUCUAUGUAAGAAUGCAUUUAUACAAAAGAGAAGGGGACAACUGCUGCUACGGGUGCAAGUGGGGGCGGGUAAGAGACGAAAGACCCGAGGGGAGGGUUGAGAUCGUCAACCACCAAGAAACGGAAACUUAAAGGUACAUAUCUAAGUUAGUUAAUUAAUCUAAGAAGUAAUAUAUUUUAGGAUUAGUGUUUUAUAAAUCGUAUUUUUAGGUCUAAAUUUAAAAAAUUACAAAUAAAUAUGAACAUGGU
Messenger RNA from Drosophila eugracilis, 2102 nucleotides. Its product is annotated as toll-like receptor 7. The record is from RefSeq and is a predicted model, not a curated record. NCBI's taxonomy places the organism in Eukaryota, Metazoa, Arthropoda, Insecta, Diptera, Drosophilidae. Gene Ontology annotation, molecular function: protein binding. The coding region runs from base 61 to 1281 and encodes 406 amino acids. The transcript is spliced from 3 exons.